Molecule: messenger RNA, 1510 nt
Organism: Eufriesea mexicana
Lineage: Eukaryota; Metazoa; Arthropoda; Insecta; Hymenoptera; Apidae
Product: ras-related and estrogen-regulated growth inhibitor
Exons: 6
Coding region: 842-1510 (222 amino acids)
Molecular function (GO): GTP binding; GTPase activity
Source: RefSeq, a predicted model, not a curated record
AAACUCGUUUCCUCGUUCGUUUACUCGUGUAAAUGGGAACAGGCGAUAUAAAUGUGGAAGCGCGCUGGCAAUAACGAGCGAACGAACUAUCUCGUUCCGCGAAUUCGAUAAUUUACCAAACAGAUUCGCGGUGCAUUGCAACGACGCAUCCGGAAGUGUUUGCCGACCGCGAAAGCGUUCCGCGAAACGUCGAUUGGUUUCACGAGGUCGAGCAUGGCGCUAAAAGUUUACACCGCGAUACCGCGACUUCGGGGAGCGCAGAGGCGAGUCGGCGAACGCACAGGAAGCGAAUGGAGUUUUCGAAACGCGACCUUCUCGUUGGUGCGCGCUCCGCAGCCGGAAGUGGAUAUCGCGCGUAUAUACGUGGCCGAAGAGCAAUAAAGGAGGCCCGACUCACGGAGCCGCCAAAAGAGAAUGGGGAGAGACAGUCGUGCGGAGACCAAGACGCGCGUCGGAUCACGCAACGGAACCGCGAAAUUGCCAGGAAGCACGUGACGCUACCUGCCGAUACGCACCUGGGCUCGUUCGAUCGCUCGAACCCGGUUACGGUUUUCACCGUUUCGAGGAACGCGUGGAUUUCCGAUAUCGACCCAUUCCGCCCUGUUUCGCGCGAUUAGCUCUCUUCUCCCUUCGCAACACCGUCUUCGAAAAGGGAACUCGCAGCCUCGAUAGUAGGGAGCAAAGUAUCGCCGCGAGUUCACGUGCACGCUCGCUCUUUUUCCCUUUCGUUUAAAACAACAGCCGAGAGGGUACACGAUGCCCGGCUAUCGCGCGAGUUGAUAGAAAGUGCGGCGAGGAACGCCGAAGGAACGGUACAUCGGUGUGUUCUAGGCGACUGGUAAUGACAAAUGCGCGGAGUAUGACGUCGAACGCGAUUAGAGGUAUUCGGAGGAAGAAGAGUUCGCUAUGCGAGGUAAAGGUGGCCGUGAUCGGAGCGCCGGGAGUCGGCAAAAGCGCGUUGACAGUAAGAUUUCUAACGAGAAGAUACAUCGGGGAAUAUGAUCACCAGUCAGAGAACAGAUACAAGCACGAGGUAUUGGUGGACGGUGAGCCUAUACUUUUCGAAAUUUUGGACACCUGCCCGAAGAGCGAAGACGAAUUACCCUCCACGGAAACUGUGCAAUGGGCGGAUGGAUUACUUUUAGUCUAUUCGAUAACCGACAGGGGUUCCUUCAAUUUCGUGAGGAAGGCAAAGGAAACGCUCGCGGUGGUUGAUCCCGAAGCAACGAUGCCUCUCGCUUUGGUCGGAAACAAAGCCGACAUGGUUCACUUGAGGCAAGUUAGCACCGAGGAGGGAGAGAUACUCGCGAAGGACUUUGAAUGUUGGUUCAGUGAAGUGUCUGCCGCGGAACAGGUUACACAAGUCGCUGAAUCCUUCCACGAAUUGUGUCGAGAAGUUUUGGCAGCUAGGAGGAGGAAUAAACAAUCUUUGUUGGACAGAAUGCUUGGUAGCAAAGCGACCCGUGCUUAUUCACGAGGUAAAAGUGACUCUGCGCUUCCAAAAGAUUAA